Molecule: messenger RNA, 2832 nt
Organism: Phlebotomus argentipes
Lineage: Eukaryota; Metazoa; Arthropoda; Insecta; Diptera; Psychodidae
Gene: serp
Product: chitin deacetylase 1
Exons: 5
Coding region: 295-1908 (537 amino acids)
Biological process (GO): carbohydrate metabolic process
Cellular component (GO): extracellular region
Molecular function (GO): protein binding; hydrolase activity, acting on carbon-nitrogen (but not peptide) bonds; chitin binding
Source: RefSeq, a predicted model, not a curated record
GUUAAACUCAGUUCGUGCUCAAAAGUUUUUACCUAUUUUUUUUUCUCUUCUUCAACAAAUUUCUUUGAGAGAGAAAAGACAGCAGAAAGAGUGAUUUUGCAGAAGACUUUCGGUCGAUUUUUCUCGCUGGAAAAGUUCUCUUGGUUUUGUUUUCUAUUUGGCAAGGACGAAGAAGAGGAAAUCCUCCGCAACACUUUGGCACGUGGCGCAGGAUCAAAAGCAAUCCAUGUAGAGUUUCGUUCGUAGCUUUUGUAGGUCUGAUUCUUAAAAUAUAGUAUUCAAAUUGUUGAAGUUAUGGAAAAAUUACUAGUGCUUCUUGUAACACUUCUUGCACUUUCAAUUUCUAAUGCGUCGAGCGCUCGCGUGAAGCGGCAAUCAGAGGAUUCCACGAAGAAGGAAGAGUCCUUCGAGCAGGAAUUGUGCAAGGACAAAGACGCUGGAGAGUGGUUCCGUCUUGUCGCUGGCGAAGGUGACAAUUGCCGCGAUGUCAUUCAAUGCACGUCGUCUGGUCUUCAAGCCAUUCGCUGCCCGGCCGGUCUCUACUUCGAUAUUGAGAAACAGACGUGCGACUGGAAAGAUGCCGUGAAGAAUUGCAAGCUGAAGAACAAGGAGCGCAAGGUGAAGCCCUUGCUGCACACAGACGAGCCACUGUGCCAAGAAGGCUUCCUGGCAUGCGGCGAUGGCAACUGCAUCGAGCGCGGGCUGUUCUGCAACGGCGAGAAGGACUGCUCGGACGGAUCUGACGAGAACAGCUGCGACAUCGACAAUGACCCCAACAGGGCGCCGCCUUGUGAUCCCGCCGUGUGCGUUCUGCCCGAUUGCUUCUGCUCUGAGGACGGCACGACAAUUCCCGGCAAUCUCCCCGCCAAGGAUGUCCCAAUGAUGAUCACCGUCACUUUCGACGACGCCAUCAACAACAACAACAUCGACCUGUACAAGGAGAUGUUCAAUGGAAAGCGCAAGAAUCCCAAUGGAUGCGACAUCAAAGCCACUUUCUUCGUGUCCCACAAAUACACCAAUUACUCCGCCGUGCAGGAAACCCACAGAAAGGGGCACGAGAUUGCAGUUCACUCCAUCACCCACAAUGACGACGAGAGGUUCUGGUCGAACGCCACUGUGGACGAUUGGGCGAAGGAAAUGGCCGGCAUGAGGAUUAUCAUUGAGAAGUAUGCCAAUAUCACCGACAAUUCCGUCGUGGGCGUGCGCGCGCCGUACCUGCGCGUCGGCGGCAACAAUCAGUUCACGAUGAUGGAGGAGCAGGCCUUCCUGUACGACUCCACGAUCACCGCGCCGCUGUCCAAUCCGCCGCUCUGGCCAUACACCAUGUACUUCCGCAUGCCGCACCGCUGCCACGGCAAUCUGCAGAGCUGCCCCACGCGUUCGCACGCCGUCUGGGAGAUGGUGAUGAAUGAGCUGGACCGCCGCGAGGAUCCCGGCAACGACGAGUACCUGCCCGGCUGCGCCAUGGUGGACUCCUGCUCCAACAUCCUCACCGGCGACCAAUUCUACAACUUCCUGAAUCACAACUUCGAUCGCCACUACGAGCAGAAUCGCGCGCCGCUUGGGCUGUACUUCCACGCUGCCUGGCUGAAGAACAAUCCCGAGUUCCUGGACGCCUUCCUGUACUGGGUCGACGAGACAUUGACCAAUCACAAUGACGUGUACUUCGUCACCAUGACGCAGGUAAUCCAGUGGAUCCAGAAUCCGCGCUCCAUCAAUGAGCUGAAGAGCUUCGAGCCAUGGAGGGAAAAGUGCACCGUCGAGGGGACUCCCGCCUGUUGGGUGCCGCACACGUGCAAGCUCACAUCCAAAGAAGUGCCCGGAGAGACCAUCAACCUGCAAACGUGCGUACGCUGUCCCAACAACUACCCGUGGAUCAACGAUCCCACCGGGGAUGGCUUCUUCUAAGUCAAAGACAGUGUGUGUCUGACCUCAUGCUCUUCGUAAUACUUUCCUCUUCGCGCCACAAGUAUUACUUUCACUUCGCUCUUACACGCACACACACACUCCUCUCUCUCUCUCUCUCUCCUUUUUGUGAAUGAUAUCCCGCGGAUGAGAUUGCGAGAUUCGAAAUAAAAUUAAACACUCUUGCUACAAAAGUUCCCUCUAACAAUAUGAUGUCGCGAUGCUGCUGGAAAUAUGUUGCUGAAUUUUUUGCUAUAUAAUGACUUCUCUUGGUGACAUCUUUCUCUCUGGCUGUGUGGAAAAAAAAAUUUCACCUUCAUCGAACACCAAUUCAUGGACAGAUUUUUCACUUUUUGUCUCGCCAAGUCCAAUAACCAUAAUUUCAUACCCAUAUCCAACACCGUUCAGUACAGGUUUUCGCAUAUUACAGCGUUUGUUGGUCGUGGAAAGUAUAAAUUUCACAUAUAUUUGCUCACAACACAGAAUUGGGAAAGGAAUUAAAUGGCAAUCAAUAUGAAGACAUGCUGUUCGGCACGCAUUUUUUCCCUUCAAAUUUGCCAAUCACACGAGAGCAAAGUGAUUUAGAGGGUAUGAUUUGUCAUAAGCGAUAUUUUAGGAAAACAUCUCCUGUAAAUACUCCUAAUGAUACUUUUCCGCCCUUUGUUUGAAAAAUGUAUCUUCUAUAGAUGUUCUUCUCUUAAUUACACACCGUUUUGUACACCCUUCGAAAUGACAACAAUUUAAUUUGUAUAACUCCUUCUUUUAGGCAUUUAUUAUUAUUUUAUUUUGAUAAUAUCAAUAAAUUCGAUGUGGAAUUGACUUUGUAAAGAGAAUUGAUAAAUGUAAUUUUUUUGAUAAAGAAAAGUGAAAUUAUAUAAAAGUAUACUUGAAAUGAAAAAGAAAUAAAUAAGAAAUAUACCAACAUUA